AUGAUACUAUUUUCAAACAUUUUUCAUUCUUCAAUCCAGGGUCACGUAGUUCCUAACCACCAUGUGCUAUCGGCUAUUCAAAUGCAUUUGCGAUAUCUGUUGGUUGUUUUUACCAUAUUUGAAGAACGUUAUAUUAUUAAAACAGGAAAGAACCUAUUGAAACUGAAUAACCCGAAAAAAUCACAACAAGUUUUAGGUUGUGUAACAAAUAUAAAAAGGGAAAGGAAAGACGCCGAUAUGACGAAUGAGAAUACAAAAAGCGGUCACGUGAAAACUUCUGAUAAAAAUGCCAAGGACGCAAGAAAGAUCACACAAGAGAAACUACGGGCUGCAACGCGCGAAAGAAAACUAAGCGAAAUUCCAAUUGACAAGAGCAGCACGAUGAAGAUAAAUGAAUUUUAUGGUACUGAGGUUGUCUUAGACAUCGAUGAAAACGAAAUGAGAGAAGCAAACAACGAGUUCAGAUUCCUGAGGCGAGGAAAGAACGAAGAAGGCAGUGCAGAAAUAGUAGAUGUUGAACAGGCCGACGGUGAUAAGAUGCUUGGUGGGGAUGUAUGUGCAUCCGUAAUGGGCAAUGAACCAAGGGCAGUGGAAAACAGCAUCGGUCCUGUCGUCAAUGAUCCACCAGCGAAUCAUAUUUUUGAUCACUCGGCAGGACCAAGCAUUGUCUUGAAACAAAUACCAUUUGAAAAGAAAACUGGGCUCCAUGUCAAUGCACCAUCACAGCACUCCUUUGCACAAAAAAAGACAUCCAAACCAAAUAUUCCUAAGAAAAUCAGAAAGAAGCACGAUGAGACGCUCGCAACAACGUUCAAAAGCUUUUUUUCGUCCUUUACACCCAAGAAGAAAAGCACAAAAAAUGCCAGAGAUGGUAAAAAGGCUGUCUCUGGUACCACAACAAAAGCAUCUGAAAGCAUGACUUUUAUGAAAUCAGAAAUGAGCCUGGACGAGCUGAAAAUGUUUCAAGGGCGGGUGAAACAGUUGAUAGAAUAUUUUGAGAAACUCAAAGAAGGGAAUAACUGCUAGCGCGAAUGAAAUGCUUAGAUCAAUAAAAGUAUUUUAUAACCUC
Molecule: messenger RNA, 1069 nt
Organism: Vavraia culicis subsp. floridensis
Lineage: Eukaryota; Fungi; Microsporidia; Pleistophoridae
Exons: 1
Coding region: 1-1026 (341 amino acids)
Source: RefSeq, a predicted model, not a curated record